GCCAUGCGGACGUACGCGGCUAUGUAAGAUGGCGGCUUGAGAGCGGCUCGUUGAGACACCGCGCUACCUGUGAACGAGCUCACACACCUGAGCAGCCCCGCGUCACGUGGAGCCGCCGAGGAGUCGCGCUCCUCAUCCAGAGUUGGUGGGAUGGCGAAGAGGAUCGCUGAUAAAGAGCUCACGGACAGGAACUGGGAUCAGGAGGAGGAGGGAGAGGAGGCCGGGACCUUUUUAGUUGCGAGUGAAGAUGUGUUGAAGAGCCGGCCGAUCAAGAAGGCCAAACGCAGAAACAUCGGAGAGGCGGAGGGAACCGGAUCCUUCAAAGGGUUUAAAGGUUUCUCUCUGACGUCGGCGGCGACCGGAGGCUCCGCUCCGACGGCGUUCUCCGGUUUCGGUAACGGCGGCGGUGGCUUCUCGGGCCUCAGCGGCCUGACCAACGGAAACAGCAUCGCCACGACGUUCGGAGGUUUCUCUUCUCCGGCUGUAACGUCCACCGCCACACCCGGUCUGACGUUCAACGGCCCCGCCUCCUCUGACAUCACGGCCCAGCAAACCAAUGGCUCCGGCCCGAGCCCGGCUCAAAGCUCCGGCAGCAGCAGCAGCAACAAGGAGUACAGCCGUCAGCUCACGGCUCUGAACUGCUCCGUGAGGGACUGGAUCACCAAACACGUCAACGGGAACCCUCUGUGCGACCUCAACCCCAUCUUCAGGGACUACGAGCGCCACCUGGCCUCCAUCGAGCGCCAGUAUGGAGCCGGGUCCGCCGACGGGGGCUCCGAGGAGAAGAAGAAGAAGCUGCCGGCUGCGGCCACCCUUCCUCCUCCUGCUGCUCCUCCCUCCUCCUCCUCCUCGCCGUCUCCAGCCGCCGCCGCUUUGUUCUCCUUCGGCAAAAACACGACAGAAGACUCUUCCAAAGGUCCCGGCGUCACGUUUAACUUCGGUCAGAAGGUGGACGCCUCUGUCCUCGGGUCGUUAGGGUCCAAGACGACCCCCCCGAGCUUCUCCUUCUCCUCCUCCAGCGCCUCCUCCGCUCAGACCUCCGUGUUCGGAUCUGCUGCUCCGCCGUCCUUCAAGUCUGAGGACGCUCGACCCGCAGACGCCAACGGAGACGAGGAGUCGGAGGAGCCGCCCAAACCGGAGAUCAAGGAGGUGAAAGAGGACGACGCCUUCUACUCCAAGAAGUGUAAACUGUUCUACAAGAAGGACGCAGAGUUCAAAGAGAAAGGAGUCGGAACUCUGCACCUCAAACAGACCGACGACGGAAAGGUUCAGAUGAUCAUACGGGCCGACACCAAUCUGGGGAACAUCCUGCUGAACAUCCUGCUGCAGGCGUCCAUGCCGGUGUCUCGCGUCGGUAAGAACAACGUGAUGGUCGUCUGCGUCCCCAACCCGGCCGUCGACGACAAGAACCCCAACAGCCCCGUCCCCCUUCUGAUCCGGGUCAAGACCGCCGGGGACGCCGACGAGCUGCACAAGACCCUGGAGGACAAGAGAGGCUGAGGCCCCCCCACACACACACACACACACCAACAACAACCACCCCCCCCACUGCCCGAGCUUUUAGCUGCCCCCCCGGUCAUCCUCACACUCACUCGUGUUCUGGUCCUGUUCUCCGUUCUCACGUCAGAUUGGUCGUCAUACUGUGAAACAUAAACUCCAGAGUCGUUAAAGAACCCGCUCGUCUACAUUCCUCCGCUGCUGUUUUUAUUAGAACCAACCACCAUCCACCGUCUGCACCACCACAAAAACCUCCAAACCCAUAAAAAAAGGUUAAACUUCUCGCAGUAACAGUUCGUUUUUCUGAAUGAAUCGAGGGUUCUGUGUGUUUUUUUGUUUUUUUUUAGUGGAAACUAUUUAUUUUGGUGUGAAUGUUUCCCCCCCGAUGAGCUCCUGAAAUCGGCUUUUUUUAAUUUUGUCAUCAUGGACUCUGUUGUUGUUGUUUUUUUGUCCAAGUGUCCUUUUGUGUGACGAGGAACGCCGUCGUCGUCUGAGAACGUUUGUAAAGACGUUUACUGGGAAAAUAAAAAAGAAACAAACGA
This is a messenger RNA of Anoplopoma fimbria (sablefish), 2039 nucleotides long. RefSeq names its product nucleoporin 50 (gene nup50). The transcript is spliced from 8 exons. Gene Ontology annotation, cellular component: nuclear pore. Gene Ontology annotation, biological process: protein import into nucleus. The coding region runs from base 151 to 1500 and encodes 449 amino acids. Lineage: Eukaryota; Metazoa; Chordata; Actinopteri; Perciformes; Anoplopomatidae. The record is from RefSeq and is a predicted model, not a curated record.